UAUUAAAAAAAUUGCUAUCAAAUUCAUUGGAUAUCCUGGCUCAGUUUCUACUCUUAGUAUUACCAUUACCCUUAAGGAAUUAGAUCUUUUUUACAAAAUUGAAGUUCUAGCUAAUAUUCAAUCUUUAAAAGAUGAAGAUUUUAUUGCAAAUAAGUACCUAUU
This is a messenger RNA of Racocetra persica, 162 nucleotides long. The record is from the annotation of a GenBank genome assembly. NCBI's taxonomy places the organism in Eukaryota, Fungi, Glomeromycota, Glomeromycetes, Diversisporales, Gigasporaceae.